CUGGAAACGUUUGUUUGUAGUACGUCCCUAUCCGCCAGUCCACGCUGCUCGAGCUGUCACCAUACUGUCAAGAGGUGAAUCAGGUGGGAGCUUGAUCUUACAAUGCUCAGGAUAAGAUGGGAGCUGCUGCUAAUGGCCUUCAUAUGCUGGCAGAGAGGAAACACAGAUAAUCAUGACGCUAAGCAGAGCCUUGGGCACGUGACUGUGGUUGUUGUGGGUGGAACGGGUGACUUGGCAAGGAAGUACCUGUGGCAAGGCUUUUUCCAGCUCUAUGCUGACCAGGUGGGCAAAGGACACAGCUUCUCAUUUUACGGUGGAGGUCUUUCGCCAGCCGAGAAGGGGACACCAGUGCUGUUUGGCAUCUUGAAGGAGCUGGCUUGCCCUCCAGAGCUCACUGCAGAGCGCUGUGCUUUGGUCAAAGAGCAGUUCCUUCAUCUGUCCCGCUAUCACCAGCUGAAGACAGCAGAGGACUAUGAAAAGCUCUGCCAGCAGAUCAAACAGCAGGUAGGACAGGAGAGUAUGACAGAAGCAGGGAGGCUCUUCUACUUGUCUGUUCCCGCAUUUGCAUAUGCAGAAAUUGCAGAGAGGAUCAACAACACCUGCCGCCCCCCAUCUGACGCAUGGCUGAGGGUGGUACUGGAAAAACCAUUUGGACAUGACUUUGCUAGUGCCCAGUUGCUUGACAAAAAACUGUCAGGCCAGCUGAAAGAAGAGGAGAUGUACAGGAUUGACCAUUAUUUAGGAAAGCAGGUUGUCUCUAAAAUCUUACCAUUUAGAAAGGAGAACAAGAAGCUUCUGGAUCCUAUCUGGAACAAGCACCAUAUUGAAAGAAUAGAAAUUGUGUUGAAGGAAACCCUGGAUGCCAAAGGGCGGAUUCAGUUUUAUGACCAAUAUGGUGUCAUUAGAGAUGUGCUUCAAAACCACCUCACGGAGGUCAUGACCCUUAUGUUAAUGAACCUUCCUGCAAAUCUUUCCAACAGCAAAGAGAUAUUGUUAAACAAGCUUAAUUUAUUGGCCUCCCUUCAGCACAUAGACAACAGUAAUGCAGUUGUAGGUCAGUACCAAGCUUACAACGGAGAGGUUCAGCAAGAGCUCAACAAAACGAAGGACUACUUCAGCUUAACCCCAACAUUUGCUGGUGUGGUUAUUCAUGUUGACAACGCACAAUACGAGGGCAUCCCCAUAUUUAUGACCUCAGGCAAGGCUCUCGAUGAACGGGUCAGUUAUGCACGUGUCCUUUUCAAAAGUGACGUGUUUUGCGUCCAGGAUCCCAACAAUGUUCAGUGCAAAUCCAAACAGAUCAUAUUUUAUCUGGGACAUGGCAACCUCCAAUACCCUGCCAUUCUUGUGAGCAAGAACCUGCUCAAACCUGAGAUAGUGAGCAGCGGUGACUGGAAGGAAGUCACUGAAUACAAAGAAGUGAACCUACUGGGUUUACCACUUAGUGAUUAUUACAUCCAGUCACCAGUUGCACUCAGAGAGGCUUAUGGUGAGCUGAUCUCACACGUCUUCUUCGGACGCAAGGAUAGCUUUAUCAGUGCCGAAGGACUUCUUGCUUCCUGGGCGUUUUGGACACCCCUCCUUGAAAGCCUGUCUCACGUCUAUCCACGGAUUUAUCCUGGUGGUGUGAGCAAUGGAAACCUGCUAAAUUUUCAGCUACGGGGUCAUCAGAUUGCUUUCAGCCAUGAAGCUGUGGUCAAUGUUAUCAACCGUGGAGCUGAGGAGAACUUCCAGGUGAUGCAAGGGAAGUACCGUAGUUCUGAAAUGAUUUCUGCCUGGGCGCAGGAACUGGUGGAGCGCUUGGCUUCUGAUCUUCUCCUGGCUGCCGAGGAGGCCAUUCGCAAAGAAGGUCAGUUUCAUCUGGCAUUGUCUGGUGGCUCCAGCCCGGUGGCACUACUCCGUGCACUAGCCCUCAGCCUUUACACUUUUCCAUGGCGCAACACCCACAUAUGGCAAGUGGACGAGAGAUGUGUGCCACAUACAGAGUCAGGUUCCAACUUCCGGUCCAUUCAUGAUCUCCUGCUUCAACAUGUCCGCAUACCUUACUUCAACAUCCAUCCUAUGCCAGUGCAUCUCACACAGCGGUUAUGUGUGGAAGAGGAUGGUGGUGCUACAUUAUAUGAGAAGGAAAUCCAGAAGCAUGUCAAUGCCUCUAGCUUCCAUUACAUUCUGCUAGGUGUAGGCCAGGAUGGCCAUACUGCUUCUUUAUUCCAGGACACCAAAUUGGAAAGCGAUGGAGAACGGUUGGUAACCCUGACAGAAAGCCCCAUUAAACCUCAUCAGAGGAUGAGUCUGACAUUCACAGCCAUUAAUAAGGCUCGAAGGGUCGGUGUUUUAAUAAUGGGGAAGAGCAAGCAUGAACUUGUUAGUCAGCUUAGUCGAAUUAAGGGUGAAUCAUCCAAGUACCCCAUUACCAAAGUACAGCCAAAUAAUGGGAGUCUUAUAUGGUACAUUGACUAUGAUGCAUUGCUAGGAUAAAAGUCCAGUAUAGAUUGGUCAGUGAAGCUACCCAUAAGGGCUUAUAGCUGAAAUUGAAUGCUGUAUAGCGAAUGACUGCAGUAUCAUUUAAAGUUCCAUUUAUGCACCAAAUGAGGUGUGAUUUGUCUGAGAGUUAUUUUAAUGCUGUGAAAGGAACUUUGUAAUUUGAUUGAUGGAUUAAGGAAUGAAUGCAUUUAAAUGAUAGAAUUAUACAAAAAGGUUACUAUUUCAAAUCUCAGGAACUUCGUUAGGUUAAUGUAAUUAGUCAUUUUGUGUGAUAAUUUUCACUUUUGCUAACAUUCUUCACAAGAUAAUUCAGUUUAGAAGGCAGUUAUUAGGACAUGUAUGAAAAUGUCAUUCCAAACCAAGCACUUUUUCACAUUUGAGACCAAACGGUGAUAAGAGAAAACAUAUUGGAAUGCUCUGCAAUUUGACUUUUCCCCCAAGUGUAACUACACAUACUCCAGUUAAUUUACACACUGUCAGGUUAAAAUAGCUUCCUUUUUAUCAUAUUUGGUUUCUUUCCCUUGUUAUUCAAGGAUUUAGUGAUAAAUAAUUUUAGACCUCAGGUUAAAUACUCAUAAAAACAGGAUCACAAAACAUGCCUAAGAUGCCAUUUCUAAUGUUUUAGGACAGAACAAAGGUUAAUGUACUGUUUCUUUAGACUGAAUUUAGUUACUGUUGUUAACCUUACUUGAUAAAUCAUUCCAUAACUACACUGUUGACAGAGUGUAUUACUGUCAAAAAUGUUUGUCAUUCCUCCUUAAACAAAGGUUUAUUAUGUGUCAAGCAAUUCAGAUGGCACAACGCCUUACAUUGGUUUCAUAUCUUAACAUGAAUGACUUUCUAAAGAUGCUGUUUAAAUUUAAGAAGCAUUUUUCAUGAUUUUUGAGACACUGCAAGACUUUUAUGGACAGCUGGGCAGUAUUGUCAUAGCCCAUGGUUCUCAGACUCGAUUCCUGGGGGGCCACAGCUCUGCACAGUUUUGCUCCAACCCUAAUCAAACACAGCUGAUCUAACUAAUCAAGGUGUUCAGAACUACUGGAGAUUAAUAAGCAGGUGUAAGUUGGAGGUGGUUGGAGCUAAAAUGUGCAAAGCUGCGGCCCUCUAGGAAUUGAGUUUAAGACCAGUGUCAUAGCCAGUGGUUUGCCAAACAUUGUGUAGUGAAUCAAAACAACAUUACAUUCCACAUGAAUCUAAUAAGCUAAUUUGUAAAAACAUUUAUGAAACUUUCAAAUAAAUGGUUUGGGUUUUAAAAUCAUAAACUAAAUUCUGUUUUAAAUUGAUUCAUGUUUUUUGUAAAGUGCCUUUAAAUAAUGUGUAACAUCGUACCAACCCUACUGUGUGUAUUCCAAGUAAGUAUGUGCCUUGCUGAGAGGUUUAAAACGUGAACUGACACUUCUAAAUGAAGUGUAUUGCCAUAGAUAUUUACAUUAGAUGUCGCCUACCCAGUUGUUGUUUAUUGUAAAGAAUGUGUCAAUAGAGCCGCCAUUUUAGUACAGGGUAGCACUCCUUUGAAAUAAAUGUGGGACCAAGGUGCAGUGGAGGACUGGCCACCCAGAGCUAGAGAUAUAUGGACAUAUAUACAUGUAUCUAUGAUUGGGUUUUCCCAGUGGUCGGUAUGCAAAUAUUUUUUUAAAUCACGAAAAUUAUAAUUUUACAUCACUUUUCUACAUUGAUGAAUAAGUGACCGCACGGGCAUUGUAUUAUCCUCCCUUUCUGUUAAAUUUGAUCUAAUCCGUGUACUGAAACGCACCCCCUCUCCCGCUUUCACUUCUCAUUCUAACAGAGGGAGCGAUUCGUUUGUGAAUGAAUCUCCGUUAUGAACGACUUGUUUACUUAGCCCACAACAAUACAAGUUUCUGGCACUGCAGCAUCUUGUUAUCAUAUUUCAUUUACAUUGUUUGGUUAUUUUAUUAACCAAAACUAGCAUAAGACUUGAAUUUAGUGCGAGUUGGUGCUACUUUGCCUUAUGAUCAGUGCAGUAAGUGACUGUAUCAUCAUCAAUACCAUUACUUGUUAAGAACAAAAGUUCCUAACAUAUAAAAACGAAAUCUUACCUAUGAAAUGUUAUGCCUUUAUGCUUUGUUUUAUUGUGUUUGCUCAUUACUACACCUGUACACAGCCCUAAAGUCAAGCAUCUUCACAUUAGCUUUAGUCUUGACUAAUGCGGUUGAAUGACAUCUGUGCUGGAAGCACUGUGCAAAUGUGGCGGCGCUAUUGACAUGCUCAGGGUCCGUAUGCAAUAUCUAGUGUAUAUAUCUAUGGUGUAUUGCUUUUCCAUUAUAUGUUUGAAGGAACUUUUGUUACGGUAUUCACUUGUAUUACAUGCCAUCAUACACAACUGUAUUACACAGCAUCAAACACAUCAUUUCAUAUUUUGCAGUGGUUUUACUACAUAGCAAUAAAAUAUAUUUUUGAA
Messenger RNA from Danio aesculapii, 4900 nucleotides. RefSeq names its product hexose-6-phosphate dehydrogenase (glucose 1-dehydrogenase) (gene h6pd). Gene Ontology annotation, cellular component: endoplasmic reticulum. Gene Ontology annotation, biological process: pentose-phosphate shunt, oxidative branch; pentose-phosphate shunt; glucose metabolic process. NCBI's taxonomy places the organism in Eukaryota, Metazoa, Chordata, Actinopteri, Cypriniformes, Danionidae. The record is from RefSeq and is a predicted model, not a curated record. The transcript is spliced from 5 exons. Bases 103 to 2478 code for a protein of 791 amino acids. Gene Ontology annotation, molecular function: NADP binding; glucose-6-phosphate dehydrogenase activity; 6-phosphogluconolactonase activity.